Molecule: messenger RNA, 674 nt
Organism: Zophobas morio
Lineage: Eukaryota; Metazoa; Arthropoda; Insecta; Coleoptera; Tenebrionidae
Gene: Cib2
Product: calcium and integrin-binding family member 2
Exons: 5
Coding region: 47-628 (193 amino acids)
Biological process (GO): calcium ion homeostasis
Molecular function (GO): calcium ion binding; magnesium ion binding
Source: RefSeq, a predicted model, not a curated record
UGUGUUGAAAUUGUUGUAUUACCACAUAACUAGUUUAUUGGUUGCAAUGGGAAAUAAACUAUUAACAUUUACCGAACAACAGUUGGAGAAUUACCAGGACUGCACGUUUUUCACAAGAAAAGAAAUUUUGAGGCGUUUAAGAGUGCAUAAAAAAUUCAGAGAAAUCCGACCCGAUUUAGUUCCGAAGAGAAUGCGACAAAAUGAGCAAGUCACAAUUAGAGUGCCUUUAGAAGACGUCGUCGAAAAACUUCCAGAGUUACGAGAAAAUCCUUUCAAACAACGCAUUUGUGAAGUAUUUUCUCGUGACGGGAAGGGUAAUUUGUCGUUUGAGGACAUUUUAGAUCUUCUUUCGGUUUUCAGCGAGCAGGCACCCAGGGACAUAAAAGUGUAUUACGCUUUUAAAAUUUAUGAUUUUGACAAUGAUCGACACAUUGGCACCGAGGAUUUAGACAGUGCAUUAGUCCUGCUCAUGCGUCAGGAGCUGUCUCCAGAGGACAGACAGCAAAUUAUUGAAAAAGUUAUCGAGGAAGCUGACGUGGAUGGGGAUGGGAAACUCUCGUUUAUGGAGUUUGAGCACGUAAUAACUAGAGCUCCGGAUUUUCUUUCGACUUUUCAUAUACGAAUAUAAUUUACAUACACACAAUCCAGUUUUCAAAUAUACGUUCAAACAACAA